Molecule: messenger RNA, 2495 nt
Organism: Hylaeus volcanicus
Lineage: Eukaryota; Metazoa; Arthropoda; Insecta; Hymenoptera; Colletidae
Product: elongation of very long chain fatty acids protein AAEL008004-like
Exons: 4
Coding region: 160-1164 (334 amino acids)
Biological process (GO): fatty acid elongation, monounsaturated fatty acid; very long-chain fatty acid biosynthetic process; fatty acid elongation, saturated fatty acid
Cellular component (GO): endoplasmic reticulum membrane
Molecular function (GO): fatty acid elongase activity
Source: RefSeq, a predicted model, not a curated record
CUCGAAGGUGGUCAAGCACGAAGGUGCUCUGCUCGGCGUUGGAUACUCGGACCGAUCUCGUCGUAGUGGUGAUCGCGCGUCUUGCUGCAACCGGAUUGAUUACAAUUUCGAAGGGAACAAGUUUGAAAAGAAUACUUCGGAGUGCCCUUCGAAUUCACGAUGGCGACGGUUGUGCAAAGCCUGUACGACAGCUACCGAGACCUGAUGGACAACAAAAGCGACCCAAGGGUAAACGGUUGGGCCAUGAUGAGCAGCCCGUUACCCACCCUAGCUAUCUGUCUGUCUUACGUCUACUUCGUCAAAGUCCUAGGCCCUAAGCUGAUGGAGAACCGCAAGCCGUUCGAUCUCAGGAAAGUCAUGAUAUUCUACAACCUCUUCCAAGUGAUAUUCUCCACGUGGCUGUUCCACGAGUCCUUGGUGUCCGGAUGGGGAGGUCAUUAUUCGUUCCGUUGCCAACCUGUGGACUACUCGAACAACCCGCUGGCGUUACGAGUGGCGAACGGCUGCUGGUGGUACUACUUCUCCAAGUUCACAGAGUUCAUGGACACGAUCUUCUUUGUCUUGAGGAAGAAGAACGAUCAAAUCACGACUCUCCACGUGAUUCAUCACGGAUGCAUGCCAAUGUCCGUCUGGUUCGGCGUCAAGUUCACUCCUGGUGGUCACAGCACGUUCUUUGGGUUCUUGAACACGUUCGUGCACAUCGUGAUGUACUCCUACUACCUGCUGGCCGCCCUGGGUCCGAAGAUCCAACCCUACCUGUGGUGGAAGAAGUACCUGACGUCCCUGCAGAUGAUCCAGUUCGUUCUGGUGAUGAUCCACGCGUUCCAGCUCCUCUUCAUCGACUGCAACUACCCGAAGGCGUUCGUCUGGUGGAUCGGGUUGCACGCCGUCAUGUUCUACUUCCUGUUCCGCGACUUCUACAGGGAAACGUAUAAGAAGAGGAAGAAUUCCCUGGCGAAGGAAAAGAAGCUGGAAGAGGAGAGGCGAUCCAACGAGAGCAGGAAGAACGAGAACGAAGCGACGCAGAGCGAGUCGAAGGAGAACGGCGCGAUCUACGCCAACCAAUACAAGAUGGCGACGGGGUAUAUAUCGGACAGUGGGCUGAGGAAUCGCGUGUUCAUCGACAACAGUGGCUUCGAGGAGCUGCCCACGUUGAAACCGUGAACACCCUGCUCCCGACCACAGGCAAACAGGCCAGACGGAGUUCUGGGUUUUGAUUGCUGAUCGAGGAUCCACGAUUUCCGUUGCCUGGGUUCUUCACGCCCACGACGAGUCAGGGCCGUUGAAAGGGUUUCUCUUCUCCGAAAAUGGCAAUUCGGAUCAGCCGACUGGCUCAUCCUGCGCGCGGGAUACGCGCGCAUGAAUUUACUAUUUUCACGCUUUCUGUGCGUGUUUGUGUACGUGUUUGCUUGUAUGUUCCAGUGUAGUACAUGUAGCGCAUGUACAAAUGAAUGUAAGAUGUAGAGUAAGAUAGGACCGAAGAAACGUUGCCGGGACGAUUGCAUCGAUACUCCUGUAAACGGAGUUAAGUUUACGCUCUUCCAGGUGAGUCUCUCGUCGCGUCUCGGAGUGAACCGAAGGUUUCUUUUUCAAAAACUUGUGUUUCUCUGACAUCAGAGGAUCUCAUCUAAAGAAGCCUCGAUUAGAAAUGGGUAAAACUCUCUUGGAAUAACAAAUGAAAAUUGAUGACGCUUAACGUGGAACAUAAUCUGAGUACACGCGUCAGAUUUCAUUUCUCGUUGUACAAAUUUUUUAUCUAAAGGAGAGUUUCACCUAUAUCUGGACUAUGUUCUUAAGCUCUUUUGGUAUGAAACUCACGGACUUGUCUAUUAGAGAUAGUCUUUCAUAAACGUCGUAAUCGUGAGCGUGUAGCGAGCUCUCACGAAUCUUGUCGCUGCCAGGUGGCGACGUUUCCAUUGCUCAAAUCGCUCGACGAUCUCCUCCAAGUCGUGAGCUCGCUACGCGAUCGCGGUUGUCCCCAUUCAAAUCAUAAAACUGAAUAAAUGUUGUUUGUUCUGUGAGCAUUCACCAGAUAUUAUGAUCGUGUGACGAAUCGUAGGCAAACGGAUCGUUAAAAUCGCUUUUUUAGAUUAAUUUAUUGGAGAUAGUAUUCCUUUUCCAACGCGUAAGCAAUCGAUGAAACUUCGAGGCCUAGCCAAUUAGGAUACUUUGUUAAUUUUUAUAACGUGGCAGUGUUUCCUGUGGGUAGUUUCCGUGGAUAGUGUUAGUUUUACGACGUCAGUUUUUUAAUAACUACGCAUACAACAAAUUCUUACCGUUAGCGUUUGAGGAUUUAAAAAAAAUUCCGCGCUGAACUUGUUGCCCUAAGUAAAUAUAGACAUAGUGCGAUGAAGGCAACACUUUCGAUGUGUAGAAUAAAUAAUUUUGUAUAAUAUGGACAACUCGUUGCCGACAAAUGAUGUAUUUAUUUUAUGACGAUUAAAUUGUACCGUUUUUAAUAAACAAAUUUGUCAAUGGGUUGUUUUCAACCAUCA